Messenger RNA from Paramecium sonneborni, 1386 nucleotides. NCBI's taxonomy places the organism in Eukaryota, Ciliophora, Oligohymenophorea, Peniculida, Parameciidae. The record is from the annotation of a GenBank genome assembly.
AUGAUAGGAAUUAAGAUCCAAAAGUUGGAUUUGAUUAAUGCAAAUUUGCAUGUCUACCUCAUUUCUUAACUUGUCAUAGUUUAUUUUGAAAAUAAUAAUCAAUUUACUAUAACAUACUGUUUUCAAUGUGAAAUAGGUUUGAAAAUCAAGAGGAAAUAUGUGUUCCAAUUUGUGGAGAUGGUAUUUUAAUAUAAGAAUGAGAUGAUGUGAAUUUAAUUUAUUAUGGUGGUUGUUUUGAUUGUAAAUAUCAAUGCAGUCAAGAUUGUUUAGUUUGUUAAAAAGGAAUAUCUCUAAAAAACUGUUCAAAAAAUAUGAUUGUUUUCGAGAAUUAAUGUAAGUCAAUAUGCGCAUAAAUGAUGGUUGAUUAUGAAAUAGAAUGUGAUGAUAAUAAUAAUAUAGAAUAUCAUGGAUGUUUUAAUUGUAAAUUUAAUGUGCACUUUGUUGUUAAGUAUCUUAUUGUGAAAAAGGUAUUGGUCAUAAAUUCAUUUCAGAAUCUAUCUAAUAAAACUAAUAAUCUUUAAUUCAUGAUUUUGAAGGUACUCUAAAAAAUAUGUUAAAUAAAUAAAAAAAUAGUUGGAUUUGUAAUGAAUCAGAAUGUAAAUAUUCGGAAAGUCCUUAGUUAAUAAUCAAUAAUCUAGAAUUAAAAAAUUUUUAAUUUUAAGUUUUUAAUUAAGUUAUGUCCUUUCAUUUACAAUAUUUAGUUGAAAUUGAAUUUUCUGAAUAAAUUUUAUUUCGCAAAUUCUAANAAAAAUUGCUAACUUAAACAAUGUAAUUUUAAAAAUUUCAAAAUUAAAAUAAUAUUAUUCUACAAUAGAUAUUUAUUUUGAAGAUCAAUCAUGCGAUUCAGAUUGUUAAGUUUGUUUUUAAGGAUAAUGUAUUUUUGUCAGAAAGGAAGCUAUUUAUUUAAAAAUGAAUGAAUAAAGGAAAAUCAUGUUGAAUAUACUAGAAUUGAAUAAGCGAUAUAUGGAGAUAAAAUUUUUAAAGUAGAAUUUUGUGAUGAUGGAAAUGAUAUUCAAUAUGAUGGAUUCUUUAAAUACCAUUAUAGUUGUGAUCUCUAUUGUUUAUAAUGUGUAUUUGGCUUCUGUUAUUUAUGUAAAGAAGGAUUUAUAAUAAAUGAAGAUUCAUAAACUUGAUAACCUUAUUGUGAAGAGGGUAAAGUAAUCCCUCUUACUUAAGGAGAAUGUGAUGAUAGGAAUUAAGAUCCAAAAGAUGGAUUUGAUUAAUGCAAAUUUGCAUGUCUACCUCAUUGCUUAACUUGUCAUAGUAUAUUUUGAAAAUAAUAAUCAAUUUACUAUAACAUACUGUUUUCAAUGUGAAAUAGGGUUUGAAAAUCAAGAGGAAAUAUGUGUUUCAAUUUGUGGAGAUGGUAUUUUAAUAUAAGAAUGA